Messenger RNA from Echinostoma caproni, 4911 nucleotides. The record is from the annotation of a GenBank genome assembly. NCBI's taxonomy places the organism in Eukaryota, Metazoa, Platyhelminthes, Trematoda, Plagiorchiida, Echinostomatidae.
GCUCCGGAGCCACAAUUGGACUGUGAACUAGCGCGUCUUCAACUCUGCGGUAUACGUUUCACUAAUCGACCGGAACGAUUAAGCAGUCUUAUCGCGUCAAGUCAGCUCACUUGUUGUCUGGAUGAUAUUCGCCUGUCCGUUUGUGAUCCGCAUCUGGCUCGUGUGCAACCAGUGCUAGCUGUUCGUCGAGUCUCCGGUUACAUUCAAUCACUGGACGAUAAUAAACGGAAUUUGGCUGCCAAAUUAAUGCUCGGUCAAGCACAUCUGCUAAUCAGUCUGGAUCGUCUACUUGCCUUGCGACAUUUGAUCACAAUUUUACCAUCCAAAAGUGAAAGGCCACUAUCCAGUUCAGGCAUGGCAUCACCCACGCUCAAAGCUCUUUCCGGUUGCCCGGAACCCGUCAGUGAUUUCCAGUGGACCGUUGUGAACGCGUCCGAUCAGAUAAUCGUCUUUGAGCAACUGACCCACUCCGUUCCCGUGCCUUUGCCUAAAAUGUUCACUGUGCAUUCGACCACCUUGGACAGCCUGUUCCGUUUCCGUUUGGCCCCGGGUGAUCGUAUACCGUGGCGUCCAAUCCCUUUCCCCGGUCGCCUUCCAAAUCCGAACCGGCCGGUUUGCAUCCGGUUGCGUUUCGGUAUUGUGUUGCCAAAAAGAGGAGCAAAUCAGCCUGAACAUCUUUCGUGGUCCCGGGCCAUAGAGACUGCAUGGCCACCGUGUGAUGCACCAUCUGCGAGGAAGUCGAGCACACAUUCCCGUCAACCGGUGCUCGCUAUCCCAUUUCACUGGUCUUCGGAUAAUACGGACAACACAUCGAUGUCGCAGUCGAUAGAUCUUCCCGCCUUGGUAUUUGUAGUCAUGCGUGCGGAUUCCGAAUACGCUCCGGGAGAGUUGAUCAUUCAGUCGAAUCUGGUCGUGCGCAACUUGAUCCCCGCAAAUCUUCGACUGCAAGUUCAAUCUCUCUCUGUACCUGCCGACCCGUACAAGUCACCGACUCCAACCGAGCAAUCCAAUGAAACGUGGCAGACGACCUGUGACAAAUUGAUAUCUCACACGUACAACCUUUCUUCAGGCCCAUCCACAUAUGAUCUGUCUAUUUGGGGCUGUUCUACUUCAUACGAUACUUCUCCUGACCAUCUUUUGCGGCUACUUCUGUCCUCGGCAGAUUUGGACAAUACUAAUAAUGGAUCCUCAUCUUCAUGGUCUCAGCCCGUGCAAUUCCGUGUAACCCGACCGAAAGCAAAUUAUGCCUCUCUGUUAACCAGUCUACGUACUGUGGUUUCUAUCUCCCCCCCACCCGGUUGUUUGGAUGACGUACGCGGGCCGUUCUCCGUAAUUCUCACAGUCGAAUUUCGUUCGCUUGGACCAUUGGCGUUAGCGCUGUGUUUGUGCCCGUCUCAUUUCAACUGCAAAUACAUCCUAUUCAUCGAUNUUCAUCGAUACCCUUCUCUCCGGGAUGACGAAACGAAAUCCGACCCGAUCACCCCCUCUCGCCAACACCUCGUAGCACCGGUCGUUGAAGCAUCCACUCUACCCUCCGGGAAACCUGACAGUAUCGCCUUGACCGACUGGCCAGAAAUUCAUUUUACCCCGUACCAAUUGGCCUGUACCACGGAACUACUGCUGAGUGCAGUCACUGGUCCCAAUACCCCUCUGUUUAAUGAACCCAUUCGUUUGACCGCCGAUCAACUUCUUUCCCGAUUGGGCUCAUUUUGGAUUCAAUGCGACGAAAUUCACUCAAGCAAUGCUCGUGUUGAGUUUGUGAAGCAAUCUUCACCAAUCGUAUACACCACUGGCCGUUUAUUACCCAACUACUCCGGACCCGUUUUCGCGAAAUCGUCCGUGGACGUUUUCAAUUCUAUGCCUUACAACGCCCAAGUCGUUCUAUGCCCAGCCGUUCGUAUUGUGAAUCGUUCUGGUUUAGACCUUUUAGUCGAGUUUACUGCACCCGGGAGUCGAGAAACCGCGCUCAUUCGAUCCGUUCGUACGCUUACCGAUCGAUCGGUUUGUGCAAUGCCCAUCAAUCGGUCCUGGAUUCGUUUUGGCUCUCGUUCUAUGAACAAUGAGGAUUCGUGGUCCACAGAGACCCUAAUCCUUGAUCCUGCGGAGUUUUCCGCCGCAGUGUGCUCCUCUAUUGAACAGUUUGCCAAAUCGGGAAUUGUACGCUGUUGUAAUCUCAUCGCAGAACAGUCUUCCACUGACGACUCUCAUGCACCCACCUACUCUGAGUUCAAUCAGAUCCGACUUCUACCGACACAGUUGGGUGAACCGUCACAUGUAACCAUCAUUCUUCCGAAUCAAAUCGUUUGUUUAGCUGUUCGCCUCCUGGAAGAUAGUGUUGGAAAAUUUGGUGUACCGUUUUUUGUGUUGUCGGUGGAAAGUCGAGUCCACAUCGUGAAUCAUUCGAGGCUGCCACUAGAGCUCAAAUGUCUCGUGGUGCCUAUUCCGGUUACCUCAGACUAUCAAAUUACACCGGUAUCUGUCGCCAGCAUUAAAGGCACAUCGAUACUCCGCCCGUCGGAAGUGACUGUUAAUCGGAUUCCGUUACCACAGUGGAUAGAGACACAUCCCGCGUUGAUUGCCCAAAUGACUUGUGAACUUUUGUUCGCUAUCAGUUUUUCCAUGACCGCCGCGCAUCAUGCCGGCUGGUCUGCUCUCGUCUGUUUGCCCGAAUUGACUGGUGUAGGUGAAGCGGAGACCAGGCAGCUUGGCGUGUCAUAUCCGGACCAGACCACCACAGUACGCCACGUCUCUGUACCGUGUGAACAGACAGUCAGAGAAGUUUUUGUUCAAACAAUCAUUGAUCCGAACCGCGGCACGGCCACAUUACACGUGUACUAUCUGCCGUGGCAAAUUGAUCUGUCCCCGGUGGCAGUCGAACUGAUUAAUCGUACCCAGUACAAUUUGGCUUUCCAGCUGACUGAACCGGAUGAGCCCGAACGAUUGCGAUUUGUUCGAGAUGUCAUUUGUGACGGGAUUGUCGAAGCCGUGCCAAUCUUGCCACGUGCGUCGGGUCGUAUCUGGUGGAUACCUCCACUCGCUGUCACCAAUCUCUUCACACUGAUCUCGUUCGAGGGCAAAAGUUCGAGCGCCACUCCGUACAACUCUUUUCUAAAUGUGGAUCAUUUGGAUCAAAUCGAGAUCAACGUUUAUUUGCGAUCUGAGCAUUUGAAUCUCCUAACACGAACAGGACUUCGUCAGUUGUGCGAACAAAGUACGGAUCGAAUCCACCGAAUUGAUACCGAGUUUCCUGAGGUGACACUUUAUGUAUGCACCAGAAACUGUUCUGUCACGUCCGGGUUACAACUGGAAUUCAGCGACUGCGCUAGUUCAUCAAACGUAGUCGGUGAAACCCAAACACACGCAUAUUAUCUUACCGGUGCGAUUGAAUUCAACCGGUUUGCCGUCAGUCUUCUCGGAUGUGCUUCGCUUGUGGCAUCCUCCAAACGCCACCAAACUCUGCAUCGGCUACGUCAAACGUGUAUCGAUCACCCGAAGGACGAAUUCUUGAGACUCACUCUCCGUCGUCCUCACUUGUUUGUGUGUGCGCAUAGGGAUGAGUCUGAUAUCCAACCCAUAUCUCGACGAGUGUGUAUGGAUAUAGAUCUUUCGGUGCAACAUAUCCAAUUGGACAAUUGGGCCCAAGCCUGGACCGCAUCGUACGAUUUCCCCGUCCCAUUUGCGACCACAGAUGUGACCCGGUUGCGAGCUCGUUUAUCCAGUUGCUCCUUGUCAUCACUCCUAACUGCUCCCGUCAUCGCUGUGUUUCUCUAUCCCAGUCCCUGUGUGAUUACUUUGGAAGAUCGCUUUGUAUACGACUUAUGCAGCCUCGUGGACAAUCUGUUUUCUAUACAGUCACCGCGGGGCAGGUACAAACCACCACCACCACGGAGUCUCCGGAAACCCCUUUUGAUUCAAUGCAUUCAUGUGCACCAGUUCACUGCCCGUGUGAGUUUACGAGCCAUGCUUCGCUUCUAUCUAUCUUGUCACGAUGCGCCACUUACUCUGGGACCGUUUGAUCUGUUUACACCGCGCACAGUUUCCGGUUUUGCUAUCCCCGUGGCCGAAUUACGACGUCUGCUCGUGAUGCACUAUUUCACUCAGGCUAUCUUUCGAGCCGGUUGGCUUGUAGGCAGUUUAGAUAUGCUGGGGAAUGUGACCGGAUUGCUUCAGUCCUUGGCGCAUGGAAUAGAUGACCUGAUUCAUUUGCGAACAUCUUCGAUCAUCAGUUCGGACAAAGAGGAUAGAAGAAAACAUGAUUGGGCACUGGUAUCAGAUAAGGAAAGCCGUGAGACAAUGAUGGCCAUGUCUCUGCAAAUGGAUAGCAAUACACAGUUGGAAUACGUGACUUUGGGCGCAACCGAAUCCUCACCAGGUGCCCCUCCGGAAUCAGUGGACAAUGUCACAGCCCAGCUGGGUGUGCUUCGUCGUUUGGGCGCUGGUUUGAAUUCGCUGGCUCGUCACACGACAGGUGGUCUUCUGCGAUCCGUAACAGGGAUGGCAGCCAGCAUGGCACGUAAUCUGGAUCAGCUCAGUCUCGACCCGCAUCACCAACUGUUGCAAGAACAACUGCGUCGUCGUGAAAUCCCUCGUUCAUUUUCCGAAGGAGUACUGACCGGUUUAAGCGGAUUCGGACUUUGCGUGUUGGGCGCACUAGCUGGUGUGGCCGAUCAACCUCUACAGGCCUUGUUCACUGCUAUGGAUCAACCCAGUCCAGAAGAACUUCAGCGUACUGAUUCGAACUCAUCGCUGGCUUUGCGCACAUUAGGUGGAAUCGGUCGGGGACUGGUAGGAGCAGUGGUCAAACCGAUCGCAGGUGCUGCGGAAUUCAUCGCCCAAACCGGAACCGGCGUAUUGCAAAGCAGCAAUUUGAGCUACGGAGCCGCGAGCACAAUACGAAGAUUAGAUGGGUGA